Molecule: messenger RNA, 1166 nt
Organism: Anopheles funestus (African malaria mosquito)
Lineage: Eukaryota; Metazoa; Arthropoda; Insecta; Diptera; Culicidae
Gene: Ankrd49
Product: ankyrin repeat domain-containing protein 49
Exons: 2
Coding region: 127-897 (256 amino acids)
Molecular function (GO): protein binding
Source: RefSeq, a predicted model, not a curated record
UCCGAAUAAAAGCACCAUGAUCAAAUUAAAGGCACAGCACAACGUACGAAUGUAGAUUUGUACCGGUAAAAGUACGCAGCCAGUUUUGGGAAAUUUUUGACAUUUAGGUAAACUAUCCAUAGUGAAAUGAAAACAAACAAACAAACGAAUGAAGGGUGUCGCGUAGUGCACAAAUUCCUUAUCACGUUGAAAAUGUCCAACCGUACGUUAGAAGAUUGGGAUACCAUCGCAAAUACAUUAACAAAGGAUGACGCCGCUGAGGAGGAAGAGGAAAUGGACACACUCGAGGCUCUGGAGGCUAAAAUGAGCAAAGUGCCUCGAGGGAUGUUUGUAAGCGGAUGGGAUGAUCCGGACGAUUUGAUCGAGGAAGACAAAGAUCCAAAAGCCAGCUUCGUACGACAUGCGCUGUGGGCUGCCGGUGAAAACAAACAGGACAUUGUGGAAGACAUCGUAAGCCGCAAGCCGAGCGUUGUACAUGCGAUCGAUAGCGAUGGUUACACGGCACUACAUAAAGCUUGUUACAACAACAACCGGGAGAUGGCCAUGCUGCUGUUACGGUAUGGAGCCGAUCCUAAUGCUCGCACGCAAAUGGGAUGGACGCCGUUGCAUUCGGCGUGCAAGUGGAAUAAUGCUGCCUGUGUAGCAUUAAUGUUGCAACAUGGCGCCGACGUGAAUGCUCCCUCGGAUGGUGAUCAGACACCGCUACACAUAGCCGUUACGGUCUCUAGCUGCCGGUCAACACUGCUAACCCUUCUGAUGAACAGUCGGUGUGAUCCAGAGCGCCGGAACAAUUCGGACGAAAAGGCCGAUCAGAUAGCGAAACGCAGUGGCAAUUGUUUUCCAAUGUUUGCAAUGGCUCACUCUGCGCUUACGGUCGAAACUGGAGUGAUCGAUUAACGGGGUCACAUCACCAGCUGACAGGGCAAGAUAAUUUUGAAGCACAACGCUACACAAUUGAAAAAUAACAUUGGUAUGCUAUCGCAGCAGCCGCUCUGCUUCGUUCAAUCAUUAGGCAUACCUUUAUCUCGGCAUUGAAUUUGUUUUUUUUCUAUGCUCGACAGUGAUGUAAAUGUAAAUUAUUAGGUAUAUAAAAACAUAAAUUAUUUCAUAAGCAAGCGUUUGACGUCAAUAAGAGCUAGACGAGUCAUUACUAACGAAAGUUCUAA